Molecule: messenger RNA, 999 nt
Organism: Penaeus indicus
Lineage: Eukaryota; Metazoa; Arthropoda; Malacostraca; Decapoda; Penaeidae
Product: sortilin-related receptor-like
Exons: 7
Coding region: 91-816 (241 amino acids)
Cellular component (GO): plasma membrane
Molecular function (GO): protein binding
Source: RefSeq, a predicted model, not a curated record
GGUGGAGGAGGGGUUAUGGUCAGUUAAAUUUGGAUUAAAAUAUAUAAAAUAGUAGAGCUAUCGCAUCCCUCGUUACUCGUCCGUUCCACCAUGUUCAGAAAGUUGCUGAUUGCAUUCGGGUUGGUUGCGGCCGCGGCGGCCACGUGUCGCCCGGGGGCCUUCGAGUGCGCUCCCCAGUGCAUUCCUCAGCGAUGGGUGUGCGAUGGGCGUGACGACUGCUGGGGAGAUGGGGACGACGAGCUCGACUGCGCCACGUGCGCCGACGGCUACUACCACUGCGCCGAGAACAAGUGCAUUCCGGAGCAUCGGGUUUGCAAUCGCUACGACGACUGCGAGGGAGGCGAGGACGAGAUCAACUGCCCCGUGAAUCCCCCCCCAUGUCCCGAGGGCAGCUUCCAGUGUCCCGACGGCGGCCCGUGCAUCCUGGAGCAGUUCGUGUGCGACGGCUACAUGGACUGCUACGGGAACGAGGAUGAGACUGGCUGCACCUCUUGCAACGGCGGCUUCCACUGCGACGACGACACCUGCAUCUACGAGAUCUACAUGUGUGACGAGAGGGAGGACUGUUCCAACGGAGAGGACGAGGCGGCUUCAGACUGCGAAUGUCGUGACACUGACUUCAUCUGCAACAACGGCCAUUGCCUCCCCGACUACAUGGUGUGCGACGGAACAGCUCACUGCCAUGACGGAGAAGACGAAGCAAGUUGCAAAGGGGUGAAGCAGCCCCGCCCCCAGCCCCGCCCCCGCCGUGACCCCCGCCUGUCCCGAGCCCAGAGUUCCUUCCUCUACAAACUCGCCAGAAUCCCCAAGAACUAAGGACUCCCUCCCUCCUUGCGACUCAUUCCCCGGGGCCUCCGUCAGUCGUCGGGAAAAACUAUCCGCCUGGGUGACUCCCGCAGGAUCCUACCCUUUCAAGUUACGUCGCUCGGGAAUCGCAGCUCGCCAGUCUGGACCGAUUCUGGGAGUUGGAUUCUACUCUGAAUAAAUGUUUAAUCCAUA